AUGGCCGCCCUCACGCACUUCCUCGACGAAGUCGGCCUCGUCACGAUGUACCACGCCUCGCGCGACGUCAAGUUCCUCUGCGCCCAGCGCUUCGUCCGCCUCUUCGCGUACGGCGGGUCAACGCUCAUCCUAGCAUCCUACCUAUCGGCGAUUGGGAUCACAGACGACCGGAUCGGGCUCUUCAUGACACUGACACUGGUGGGCGAUGUGGUGAUCAGUUUCUUCCUGACGCUGUUCGCGGAUGCGAUGGGGCGCAAGGCAGUGCUUGCGUUGGGGUCGGCGCUGAUGGUGGGUAGUGGGCUUGUUUUUGCGGUGGCUGGGAAUUACUGGGUUCUUUUGGCGGCGGCGGUGUUUGGCGUGAUUAGUCCGAGUGGAAACGAAAUCGGGCCCUUCCGCGCCGUGGAGGAGUCGACGCUCGCGCAUCUCACGCCUCACGAGAAACUGCCCGAUGUGUUCGCGUGGUACUCGCUGCUCGGCACCGCUGGCACCGCGCUGGGCCAGUUGAUCUGCGGAUGGGUGAUUAGCUCGCUGCAGGCGCUGCACGGCUGGGCGUUUAUCCCCUCGUGCCGACUGAUUUUCUUCGUGUAUGCGGGCGUCGGCUUGAUCAAGCUCAUCCUCGCACUGGCGCUGACGCGCAAGGUCGAGGCCACGAAGGAGGAAGUGCCGCAGGCGCAGCGGAGUGGCGAGACACAACCCUUGCUGGCCGACGCGGCGUCUGCAGCGCAGGAGGAAGCCCCGGAGACGAAGAAGAAGCACUGGUUCGUGUCGAUUGAGAAGGACCUGUGGUCGCUGGUGAUCCGGCUGUUCAUCUUGUUCGGCCUGGACUCGUUUGCGUCUGGAUUGGCGUCUCUCUCAUGGAUGACAUACUUCUUCCAUCGCAAAUUCAGCCUCCCCGAAGGCGAGCUCGGUACUAUCUUCUUUGUGACCAGCUCCAUCGCGGCAGCUUCCAUGCUGGUCGCAUCCUCGAUCGCCAAGCGCAUCGGCAAUGUCAAGACAAUGGUCUUCACGCACCUCCCCUCGGCAAUCUGCCUGUCUCUCAUCUCAGUACCGAACAAUCUCCCGCUCGCACUCACGUUCCUCGUGCUACGCGCCUGCUCGCAGAACAUGGACGUCGCCCCGCGCUCGGCUUUCCUGGCCGCGGCCCUGCCGUCCGACAAGCGCACCGCCAUCAUGGGCGCUGUCAAUGUAGUUAAGACGACCAGCCAGAGCAUGGGCCCGCUGCUCACGGGUAUUCUGGCGCGCAAUAACAUGUUUGGCGUGUCGUUUAUUAUCGCAGGUAUUCUCAAGGUGGUGUAUGACCUGGGUAUGCUCGUGAGUUUUGCGGGGAAGGAGGCGGAGAAGAGGAAGCAGGCUGCGAGGGAGACGACCGAUGAGGAGGAGGAGGGUCGGUAA
Molecule: messenger RNA, 1392 nt
Organism: Penicillium canariense
Lineage: Eukaryota; Fungi; Ascomycota; Eurotiomycetes; Eurotiales; Aspergillaceae
Product: putative MFS transporter
Exons: 3
Coding region: 1-1392 (463 amino acids)
Biological process (GO): transmembrane transport
Cellular component (GO): fungal-type vacuole membrane
Molecular function (GO): transmembrane transporter activity
Source: RefSeq, a predicted model, not a curated record